Thamnophis sirtalis is the source of this 1197-nucleotide messenger RNA. It is a transcript of the gene IP6K3, whose product is annotated as inositol hexakisphosphate kinase 3. Gene Ontology annotation, molecular function: inositol hexakisphosphate kinase activity. Gene Ontology annotation, cellular component: nucleus; cytoplasm. The record is from RefSeq and is a predicted model, not a curated record. Gene Ontology annotation, biological process: inositol phosphate biosynthetic process; phosphatidylinositol phosphate biosynthetic process. NCBI's taxonomy places the organism in Eukaryota, Metazoa, Chordata, Lepidosauria, Squamata, Natricidae.
AUGGUGGUGCAGAGUAAUCUGGAUAUCGGGGAAACCAGGAAAGGAAUCAUGCUGGAACCAUUCAUCCACCAGGUUGGAGGACAUAUGAGCAUGAUGAAGUAUGAUGAUUGCACUGUCUGUAAGCCACUGGUCUCUCAGGAGCAAUGGUUCUACGAAGCUCUUCCAACAGCAAUGAAACAGUUCACUCCUCGUUACAAAGGUGUAAUAUCUGUAUAUCUCAAGAAGGACAGCAUGGGGAACCUGAAUUUUGUAGCCUAUCCACACACAGAUCAUCACAAUUUCUUGGAUAACACCUCAAAGGAGUGUUCAAUGACAAUAUGGCAGAAACUCAACCAAGCAAAAACCGUCAAAUGGAAUCAAAGUCCAUUAACAAAUGUCAUUGAAAGCAGCUGCCAUGGGAACACACGACUGCAGACAGAUCUUCAGCACCACCAAGAUGUAUCAUCACUUAUGGAGGAUGCCAAUGGGAACCAAGAGGCAAAUAACAGCUUUAAUCCAUGGGGACUGCACUGUCACAAACAGCAUCUGAAUCGCAUGUCUUCCAAGUAUAAGGAGAAUAAACCUCACCAAUUUCUGUUGCUAGAAAAUGUUGUAUCCAAAUAUAAAUACCCAUGCAUUCUGGACUUAAAAAUGGGAACCAGGCAGCAUGGUGAUGAUGCAUCAGAGGAGAAGAAAGCACGGCAAAUAAAGAAAUGUGAACAGAGUACAUCAGCCUCCCUUGGAGUCCGUAUUUGUGGCAUGCAGGUUUACCAGGCAGAUACCAUCCAAUAUAAUUGCAAGGAUAAGUACUAUGGACGAAAACUUUCACCAGAUGGCUUCAAGCAAGCCCUUUGCCAGUUCCUUCACAAUGGGAAUCAUUUUAGAACAGACCUCGUGGAACCAAUUUUGUUUCAGCUGAAUACUCUGCUAUCUGUCAUCAAAAACCAAAAUUCUUACCGGUUCUUCUCUAGCUCGCUUCUCAUAAACUAUGAGGGACUGGAGAAAACAAUGCCUUCAGACAAUGACCCUCAGGGACACUAUCAAAACCUAGUCUGCUCUGCUUCACAUGGGAAUAGCCAUCCUAAAGUUGAUGUUCGCAUGAUAGACUUUGCUCACGCAACUUACAAAGACUUGAGAUAUGAAGGACCAGAUCAUGGUUAUAUUUUUGGUCUAGAAAACUUAAUUAAAAUUUUCCAGAGUAUAUCUAUGGGAGAAUGA